Messenger RNA from Erinaceus europaeus (western European hedgehog), 1306 nucleotides. It is a transcript of the gene GFRAL, whose product is annotated as GDNF family receptor alpha like. The transcript is spliced from 9 exons. Gene Ontology annotation, biological process: nervous system development. Lineage: Eukaryota; Metazoa; Chordata; Mammalia; Eulipotyphla; Erinaceidae. Gene Ontology annotation, molecular function: signaling receptor activity. Gene Ontology annotation, cellular component: signaling receptor complex; external side of plasma membrane. The record is from RefSeq and is a predicted model, not a curated record. The coding region runs from base 1 to 1206 and encodes 401 amino acids.
AUGAUAGUCUUUAUUUUACUAGUUAUGGGAAUAUUCCUGGAAAAUGAAUGCAUAUCCCAAACCACUGACUGUACAUACCUAGGAGAGCAAUGCUUAAGUGAUGGUGGUGCAUGUAAAAGUGCGUGGGGAAUAAUGGAAGAUGCCUGUGAUGUUUCAGAUCCAGGUAAUCACUGCAAGCUGAAGAAUCCAUCAAAUUGUAACAACAGUAUCCAGUCCUUAGUGAACACCAAUUCUGAAUUUAAAGGCUGUCUCUGCACUGAUGAUCUCUACUGUACUAUUGGCAAAAUGUUUGGGCAAAAAUGCAUCAAUGAAUCAGAUAACAAGAAAGAAGACAAUAAAGUCAAGUGGAAUUUAAGUACUCUCUCCUCUCAUGGUAUCAAUGGGAUCCUGUCUUGUAUGGAAGUGGCAGAGGCAUGUGUAGGGGAUAUGGUCUGUAAUACACAGUUGGCCCCUUACCUUAAAGCUUGCUCAGCAAAUGGAAGUCUGUGUGAUGUGAAACACUGCCAAGCAGCCAUACGGUUCUUCUAUCAAAAUAUGCCUUUUAACAUUGCCCAGAUGUUGGCUUUUUGUGACUGUGCUCAAUCUGAUCUACCUUGUCAGCAGUCCAAAGAAGCUCUUCACAGCAAGCCAUGUGCAAUGAACAUAGUUCCACCCCCUACUUGCCUCAAUGUAAUUCACAGCUGCAGAAAUGAUGAAUUGUGCAGGAGACGCUAUAAAACAUUUCAGUCAAAAUGCUGGCAGCAUUUGGCUAGAACAUGCCAUGAAGAUGAUACCUGCAUUAGUAACUUAGGCAAGCAGGACAUCAUUUGCUCAGCCAGUGAUGACUGCAAAGCAGCUUAUAUUGGUACUCUUGGGACUGUCCUUCAAGUGGAAUGCACCUGUAGGGCCAUUGCCCCAAGUGAAGAAGCUUUGUGCAAGGUUUUCCAGCAUAUACUACAUAGAAGAUCAUGUUUUGAUUAUCCUACCCUGUCUAAUGUCAAAGAUAUUAUGUUGCAUAAUGAAAAACAUGAAGAGAAAAUCAAUCGAAGUGAAUUUCAUUCCCUCUUCAAUGGCGAAGUUAUCUAUGCAAUCAUGUGCAUGACAGUCACCUGUGGAGUCCUCUUGAUUAUCCUAAAGUUAAGAAUGUCUAAAAUAUCAAGUCAAACAAGAGAUCGCUCACCAGUUCAGAUACCCAGAGGAUUUCAGAUUCGAGUCACAGAUUAUUAACAAUAAUUACUUUUCUAGACAAUCAACAGAAUUUCUAAUCUUUCAUCAAUGAGUAUAAUGUUACAAUGGAUUUUAGGGUGAUAUUGGAUCACAAAAUAUA